AUGAAGGCCAUUAACAAAGCCUUGAUCCUCUAUAUCGGGAUAUGCGCACCCGGCCUUUCCAGCGCCUGGAAAAUCGGUCGUAUAAUCGGCGUACUACCAGCCAACGGGGCAGUUCCCGAACCCUAUCCCGCCAAGAAUUAUAUAAAUAUCGCCACGAAGCCUAAAGAUUGUACCGAAAUGAGUGUUGGACCUAAGCGUCUUAACCCAAAACUCGACAAGACCACAGGUUUCGAAGCUGACGACGGGGGUAAAAAAGGGGGGGUAGUUUCCUUCCAAGGCAUACAGAUCAGACAAGGAAAUGCAGCUAAAACCCCACUAUCUGAAGUUAAAUACAUAGCUCUCUGGGUAAACAAAAACUGUGAAUCAGUUCCUCAGGCGAUAAUCCACUUCUGGGAGGACUACCCGGGGGCUUUCCAAGAUGUCAACUUUGCGAUACUCGAAACAGCUAUAAAAGUACAUGAACAUCCCUUUGACCUCGAAAAAAUGGGAUGGUGGUCAUGGGGUGAAGUCCAACCCUUGGAGGAUGGAACAGAUCGGUUUCCAUGGGUGCCAGAGGGGGGUGUGGCAUGGCGAGUCUCAAAGGUUCUACGGAGUCGAGAUAGAUAUGGGAUAUACGUAGUAGUACCGAACGUGAUCAAAGUCGGAAACUUCGUAACUAUUCCGGGAAUUGGGGCCGAAAAGGACAAAACAACGUGGGUAACAGAGGACUCGUCACGUGGUACCGCCUGGAGUACGGGGUCCCUGCAUGAUUACGCCCUCCCGGAGUUUGACAACGGACUCAUUGCGGUACCGAAGCAUCAACACGAAGUGGGUGUCAGUGAAAAGGCUACGAUGGAAGAGAAACUGGCAAAGUCGGAAGCAAACCGUCGGUCGAGGGAAAGCGUUCGGAUUGUGAGCUCUGGUGCUUAUAUUAGGGAUCAAGAUGCCGCGCUUGUGUUCGCUAAAGAAAAUCAGAAAAUAAAGGCAGCUGCACGCGCCAAAAAACUCGCAGACCUAAAUGCAAAUUCUGGCGCUGGCGCUGAUGCUGAUACCAAUAGCGAUUUACCGGGGAGAGCGGGAGGCGGCGAUAGUAGAGAUACUGACCAAAUUUCAAUCCCACCAGCAAGCGACGCUGUGGUCGAACCCUCAAGUUUUAUCACUAGCUUAUAUGAAUCCGGGGCAGCGCACUUACUACGGCAGGCACAGGUGGCAAAGAAUCAGCUCAGCUAUGAGUUUCAACAACUAUCCGCAGACCAAAUGGCUGAUCUCCAGAUGGACCAAACCUCCUUACUCCCACCGAUUCAGCUGGUUGACCUUUUGUACUUCACGAGGGUUAGAAGAGAGUUGACCGAUGCUGGCUAUGAUCAUGACACUGCGACGGCUACUUUGCAGCAAGGGUUAUCAAAAUUACGCGAUGAGCGAGAUAGACCGUUGGGCGGAAAUGCGGCUGAUUCUGGGUCUCAGUAUACAUAUGAGCUUGAGUCCGAACAGACGGCACCGGAUCAGUUGGGACCGGAUGAAAUACGAAGGAUGCAGGAGUUUGAAGAAAUUCUGAAAAAGGAAGAAGAUGGGCAGGUUAAGACAGAAGAUGGGCAAGUUAAGACAGAAGAGAGGCAAGUCAAGACAGAAGAGGGACAAACUAAGAUAGAAGAAGGCCAAGUUAAGAUGGAGGAGGAGGAGAUAGAGGGAGAUCUAGAGAUAGAGUAA
Orbilia oligospora ATCC 24927 is the source of this 1686-nucleotide messenger RNA. RefSeq lists its product as uncharacterized. Bases 1 to 1686 code for a protein of 561 amino acids. The record is from RefSeq and is a predicted model, not a curated record. NCBI's taxonomy places the organism in Eukaryota, Fungi, Ascomycota, Orbiliomycetes, Orbiliales, Orbiliaceae. The transcript has a single exon.